Messenger RNA from Schistosoma bovis, 2241 nucleotides. The record is from the annotation of a GenBank genome assembly. Lineage: Eukaryota; Metazoa; Platyhelminthes; Trematoda; Strigeidida; Schistosomatidae.
UGGUCAUUGAUUGUGUCGCCCAGUUUGCAGAGGUUCCCCGGAAUGAUAUGAUUUAUCAAGAACCCAAUACCACCGCUGAGUUAAUGUGUAUAUUAUUAGGUUUUCGCAAGGAGGCAGUUGCAAUCCCUGCAGAUGUUGAAGAAAUGCUCAUGCAAGUGAAUGUUCCUGAGUCUGAUCGAGGAGCUUCAAGAUUUCUGUGGUGGCAGGAGGGGGACAUGUCGAGAGAACCGUCUGAGUUUCAUAUGACAACUCAUGCAUUUGGUGUCACAUCAUCGCCGUUUCGUGCGAACUUUGCUUUGAAUAAAACGGCCCAAAUAUUCUCUGACGAUUAUGAUAGUUAUGUCGUAGAUACUGUCAAGAAUAAUUUCUAUGUCGAUGAUUGCUUGAUAUCUAUUCCCAGUUGUGAUCAAGCAAAGAGUUGCGUUAAGCAUAUAAGUGAAUUUAAGAACAGCAGUGAAGUAGUAAGUCAUGAUGAUCUGAAAGGUUUAUCGGUGAUGAUGCUUGAUGGGUUACUCUGCGUUGGAGGUCGACUAAGAUACUCAGAUUCCCCAAAUGCUUUUAAACAUCCAGUAAUUUUACCCAGUCGACACUUAGUGACGGAAAUGAUUAUUAGACAUUGUCCUAAAGAACAAGGACACAUAGGAAGAUCAUUAGAAAAGGGGUAUGGAUAUGUGUUUUCUUGUUUGCAAACAUGGGCAGUACAUAUUGAAAUGAUGUGUAGUUUGAUUACUGAUUCAUUUAUAAUGGCCUUAUUACGUUGUAUUGGAAGAAGAAGGAAACCUCCGGAGAUUUACAGUGACAGUGCGUCAAGCUUCGUGUGGGCAGUUUCUGAGUUAAGGAAGUUUGUGCAACCGUCGAAUCAGCAGAAGAUAAAUAGUGAAUUGUCAGCGAGGCCCUCAUCCAACAGCAUGGGUGGAGUUUGGGGAAGAGUGACUAAGUCUAUACCACGAGUGUUAUUGUUGGACACCAGAGAGCAAGUGAAACAGGUCUCUUUGAAGCUUCGGAUUAGUCUUUGUUGUUAUUAAUGUAGGUAGGUCGAGUAGGCGUACUGUUGUAAGUCCUACUCGUUCCUAUAGUGUGAUAUGUUAUAUAAUGAACCAUGAUCGUAGGCAUCAAGGUAGCUUGUGUGGUAUGGAGGGAUUUUGGGGGCCGGUGUAAGAUCCAUUUUGAACGUUUUAUGUGUUGGUGAAAAUCCCUCCAUGUAUAUACUUGUACUUUGUUCCUAUUGAUUCCCUUAGUUGUACAUUGUUGUAUUUUGAUUACAUUUGAGUUGUUAAUACUUGUAUUUUUUAUUAUAGUUUUGUUUUUCUUACGCAUGCACUAAGUUUGUGUUUCUUCCUGAACUGCAUCUGUGUUGUUUUACUUGACACUUAUUCUUGGCGGUAGCCAUAUUGAUUUGUUCCUCCUGUUGUGUAUGAUCUAUCCAGCCAGGAUAGAAUAACGUUGAUUUGUUGUGAUUGGUAAUUUUUCCUCAUCUUCUAUCAACUUCUUUAUUAUUGUAAUUUAGAUUUAAUUGAUUGAACAAUCAUUGGUUGAAUAGCCGGGUGAUAAUAUUUGUUUAGGUAAUGAUUUACAUUAAAUUUAUUAUGAAUUAUAGAACCGCUAGUUACCCGAUUACUUGUUCUGAUUUCGACGGGAAGGGCGCGUAUCUAACAUCCUCUAUCGGCUAUUCUUCAACAUCCAAACCGUAGUUUGGAUUCUACAGUGGUCAUUCCAGAUAGUUCGCCUUUUGGCUUCGUUUUCACUAUUAGAAGCAUGGUUUACAUGUGCACAAUGUUCCUCGAAUUGUUAUACUUAAUCUCUGGGUUAAAAAUUCACUUGUUGCAUCAUCUCUUAAUUGUAGUGCAUGAAUGGGAUUUCUUAUUCACUAUCUGUAUGUCGUCUAUUCUAACCUUUGUGAUCACUUUAAAGAUGUAUUCGGAGUUUGACAACGCCUUUACUAAUAACACCUUUAUGAUCUAAGUAUGCCAACCUGGUCAAAUCAGAAGUCAGAAGUGAAGAGGUUUCGAGUUACAUUUGAAAAGCUGUCGAUAUCUCAUGAAGCGUUUGGUCUGAUCUAGCUAAUGUUUGUAGUAGAUGAGUAGUACGAUGUAUCUACUCAUGAUCUGGUGUUGAUGUGUGACCGGGCGCCUUCAACUAGAUGUGCCGCGUAAAACUAAUGUGUUCAGCAUCGAAUGUUCAAGACUUACAGAAUCAAUCAUUUUGGGGAUUUGUUUAAUGUUAAAAUAUAUAUGCUUAUAA